AUGACAAGUACUGAAGCAGAACAGAAUAGUGCUAAUAAGGCGAAAUUGAUGCCAAGGAUACUCUGCAAUAAUGAUGGAGGUUGCAUUGGCAAUAAAUUAGAUGAUGGAACUCCUCUCAAUAUACCUAUUGAUCGAUUAUCUAAGGCAAUUGAAACUCUUAAACAACUUUCUCAGAAAAUAAGAGACAAUAAACCAAGUGACUUAUUACAUUCUGUAGGUAUUGAGAUGUCCAAUUGUUACAUAACUCUUCUAGUUAGUCUGAAAGAUAUCCCUAAAUUUGUUAAAAGCAAGCACAUUCCUUUAGAUAUUACAAAUCCAUUAUACAACUAUCCCAGUAACGAAGUAUGUCUUAUAGUAAGGGAUCCACAGCGUAAAUGGAAAGAUUUACUACAGAAGGAUUAUCCAGAUAUUAAUAUAAUUACUAGGGUAAUUGGGGUAGGAAAAUUAGUGAAGAAGUAUAAUACAUUUAAAGAUAAAAGAGAACUUUGCUCAGCAUAUGACUUGUUUCUGUGUGAUGAUAGAGUAAUUGAAAAGAUGCCAAAAAUAUUAGGAUCAUACUUCAUAAAAACUAAUAAGUUACCUGUAGCUAUAAAGUUGCGUGAAUCAAAUUUAAAAAAUACAUUAAAAAAAACCUUAAAUUCCACAUUUAUGACUAUACGUCGUGGUCCAUGUGUUGGAAUAAGAGUAGCCAAGUUAAGUAUGCAUACUAGUGAUAUUUUACAAAAUAUACAAGAUGUCAUUAAACAAGUAUAUACAUAUUUCAAUGAUAGUAAUCUCAGUAAACACUGGAGAAAUGAGAUCACUGGAUUAUAUAUACAAAGCACAAAUACACUCGCACUUCCAAUUUGGGUUGCAAGGAUUCCCUUGAAUAUCGAAUUGAAGAAUAAAGCCUGUUCUAACAAGAAAUUAUAUAAUAAAGAUGAGAUUAAGUUGGAGAAAACCUUGAAAAGUAAGACAAAGAGUGUCUCAAAGAGAUAA
Molecule: messenger RNA, 978 nt
Organism: Cryptosporidium muris RN66
Lineage: Eukaryota; Apicomplexa; Conoidasida; Eucoccidiorida; Cryptosporidiidae
Exons: 1
Coding region: 1-978 (325 amino acids)
Cellular component (GO): 90S preribosome
Source: RefSeq, a predicted model, not a curated record